AUGGUAACGACGCUCGGCCUGAAGAUGGCGGCCGAGACGGUUGGAAGAGCAGGUUCCUCGGCUUCAGGCCGGGGCCCGAGCCGGUGGCACUGGAGCGGUUCUUUAUGGGUCCGAGGCGUUUUACUACUGUUGGGCGGGCUCCGGGCAAGCGCUACAUCUAUUCCUGUCUCCUUGGGCAGUUCUCCUACCUGCCGGCACCACGUCCCCUCUGAGUCUGAGGUCAUAAAUAAGGUCCAUCUUAAGGCAAAUCAUGUUGUAAAGAGAGAUGUUAAUGAACAUUUAAGAAUCAAGACUGUCUACGAUAAAAGUAUUGAAGAGUUGCUCCCUGAGAAAAGACACCUUGUAAAGACCAAACUUUUUCCACAAGCUGUUUCUUAUUUAGAGAAGACUUUUCAGGUUCGUAGACCUGCGGGCACCAUAUUACUUAGUAGACAGUGUGCAACAAACCAAUACCAAUACCUACGGAAGGAAAAUGAUCACCAUAGAUGCUGUACUGAGGAAUGUGCAGAGCAUACCAAAUGUGGCCCCAUUAUAGUGCCUGAGGAGCACCUCCAGCAAUGCAGAGUCUGCUGUGGGGGUAAGUGGCCCUGUGGAGCAGUGGGUGUGCCAGACCAAGAGGGAGUCCAGGAUGCAGACUUUGUUCUUUAUGUUGGUGCUCUGGCCACUGAGAGGUGCAGCCAUGAAAACAUCAUCUCUUAUGCAGCCUAUUGUCAGCAGGAAGCAAAAAUGGACAGGCCAAUUGCAGGAUAUGCUAACCUGUGUCCAAAUAUGAUCUCUACCCAACCUCAGGAGUUUUUUGGGAUGCUGUCUACAGUGAAACAUGAGAUUAUUCAUGCCCUGGGUUUCUCUGCUGGGCUAUUUGCAUUCUACCAUGAUAAAGAUGGAAAUCCUCUAACUUCAAGAUUUGCAGAUGGUUUCCCACCUUUUAACUAUAGUCUUGGAUUAUAUCAAUGGAGUGAUAAAGUAGUUCGAAAAGUGGAGAGAUUGUGGGAUAUUCGAGAUAAUAAGAGAGUUCCUCACACUGUGUAUCUUCUAGUAACACCUCGUGUUGUUGAUGAAGCACGAAAACAUUUUAACUGUCCAAUUCUGGAGGGAAUGGAACUUGAAAAUCAAGGUGGUAUGGGCACUGAGCUCAACCAUUGGGAAAAGCGAUUAUUAGAGAAUGAAGCAAUGACUGGUUCUCACACCCAGAACCGAGUCCUCUCUCGAAUCACUCUGGCGUUAAUGGAGGACACUGGCUGGUAUAAAGCUAAUUAUAGCAUGGCUGAGAAGUUAGACUGGGGCCGAGGAAUGGGCUGUGACUUUGUCAGGAGGAGCUGUAAAUUCUGGAUUGAUCAGCAGAGACAAAAGAGACAAAUGCUGAGCCCUUACUGUAACACGCUCAGAAGUAAUCCAUUGCAGUUAACUUGCAGACAGGACCAGAGAGCAGUUGCAGUGUGUAAUUUGCAGAAGUUUCCGAAACCUUUACCUCAGGAGUACCAGUACUUUGAUGAACUCAGUGGAGUACCUGCAGAAGAUCUGCCUUAUUAUGGUGGUUCAGUAGAAAUUGCUGACUACUGCCCUUUCAGUCAGGAAUUCAGUUGGCAUUUAAGUGGUGAAUAUCAGCGCAGCUCAGAUUGUAGAGUAUUGGAGAAUCAACCAGACCUUUCUAAAAACUAUGGUGCUGAAAAGUAUGGACCUCAUUCAGUUUGUCUAAUUCAGAAAUCAGCAUUUGUCAUGGAAAAGUGUGAAAGGAAGCUGAGUUACCCGGACUGGGGGAGUGGAUGCUAUCAGGUUUCUUGUUCUCCACAAGGUCUGAAGGUUUGGGUUCAGGAUACUUCAUAUUUGUGUAGUCGGGCCGGGCAGGUCCUCCCCGUCAGUAUUCAGAUGAACGGCUGGAUUCACGAUGGAAACUUGCUCUGCCCAUCAUGUUGGGACUUCUGUGAGCUCUGUCCCCCAGAAACAGAUCCUCCAACUACUAACUUGACCCGAGCUCUACCCCUAGAUCUCUGUUCCUGUUCCUCUAGCCCGGUGGUUACCCUUUGGCUUCUGCUAGGCAAUCUAUUUCCUCUGCUGGCUGGAUUUCUUCUGUGCGUAUGGCAUUAGGAAUGGAAAAGUGAAUUCUGAAGACAUUCCUUUGUGUCAUGUUCCUCUGAACAAAGCACAGAAUCUGGGCGAGUGCCAGCCUAUGCAGAUGACAGAAGUGGCAUUCCUGACUUUGGCUUGGAAGUGUUGACCACAAUCAGAUCUUGAAGCAGAGCUUCACAGCAGUCAUUCCUCAUCAGCAACCCAACAGCCUCAAAGUUUGCAGAAGGAGGAGGAAUUCCAAAUCACCAAGUCUCUUUAUUUUUCAGGAUAAAUACUCUUCUUGAAGUUUUCCUUUGAAAAUGGGAUAAUAGGUGAAAAUUUCAGUUAUUACAUACCUCAGCAUUUUCAUUAACCUAAAACAAUGGGAAAAUUCAUCACUGCUGCAAUAAUUUAAAGAACAGCUAAUCAUUGCAAGGUUAUAAGUUGUGGACCCUGUCCUCAAAAGUAUAAAUUGUCCUUUGACUUACAGAAAAUAACUUGAAUUGGGAUUUCUACAUCACUGUUACACCUAUUUUGAAUUUAACGACUGUAUAUGGUACACCUAAAUCAUUGUUCUCAUUGUUUUUUUUUUAAUUAUGUUUUGCUAAAUCUUAUGAUUUAACCAUGCUAGACUUUUCAAACCAGCUGUGUGGCAGUUUCCUGCUGAACCAUUAGGUGUUGGUAGCUGUAUCUGUACUCAUUGAUCUUCAGAGAGUAGCUUCCAGUUGUAUUCUCCAUUAGUUUAAUAAUGACUUGAAAAACUGGAAAGCAGAGAGAGAAAAAUACUCUGCCCUGUGAAAACAUUGAAGACAUGCAAAUAAAAGAAAACCUAAUUGUAUGUUUUUCAGAUAAUAGUUAUGACAACUGCAAUCCAACAAAAAUAGAACUUUCCUUUUUGACCAAUGAAGAUAAAAAGAAAUUCUGGUAUAGACAGAUAUGCAGUUAUUUUCAAGUGGGUUUAGGAGUCGUUACAGAAGAAUUUGACUAUCUGAAAAUUAUUUUAUGUGUAAGAAGAAAAGAUAUAAGUCAAAACAAGAUGGUCUGAAUUGUUUAUAGCAAAGUGUAGGUUUGGUGUAGGGCCUAUCCAAUAGGGUCCACUUUACCACACAGGGUAUGGCUUAGUCCACAGAAGUCAGAAGGUUGCCUUUGCUUCAAAAGGAGGUAAUGUCCUUUACCUCUUGUAUUUGACACUCUUUCUGUCACCCAUAGAUUCUGGUCCCCAGAAGCAAUUCUGCUCUUGUACUAGAGCUGACCAACCCUACUUAGUAAACCCAAUUUGAAAAUCUUUAAUGAUGAAUGAUGCCCAGUUUUUCUCUCUAAAGCUAAUGAAGUCCUGUGGCAUUAGAAACAUAGCCCUUGGACAUGCAUUCAUUCAUUCAUUCAUUCACUGGUUGGCCCUUUAAUUCAGCAUACAGUUAUUGAGCACUCAGUUUAAGAAAUUGUGCUAAGUGAACAAACAGCAUAAUUACUAAGGAGUAAUUCCAACUUAUUGUUUGGCACUGGAGCCAAACAGCAACUCCAGCAUAGAGGAAAGUCACCUUUUUUUAAAAAAUGCAUACAUUUAAAAUACUUAUUUGCCUACAAUCUUAAAUUGGAGGUAUUUGUCAUUGUGAAAAGCUGGGGGUCUCUAGCAUAGCCAGCCUCAGCUGAAGAAAAUCUAAUACCAAUGGUGUUUCUGCCUACGUUCUGCAUACUUUAAAUCAUGAAAAGUCAGAGAAAAAUGUAGAGUAUAUUUUUAAAGAAAGUUAUAAAAAUCUAAACUUAUAUACCCAAUGUGAUUAUGAAUCAUCCUACAAAGUUGUAUAAAGAAUUUCACCAAAAAUAAUAUGGAUUCAUAAUAUAUUUGAGACUCACAGUGAUAGGUUCAAUUAUAUUUUGACUGUUGUGCAGUAAUGCCAUUUAGGUAGUAUUGUUUCUGAGCAUGGUGCUUUUUAUACUUGAAAUAUAUUUUUGCUUUAUUUUUUAUUGAUAUAAUUAUAUUUGCACUAAUGACUUUCUGAAGAAAAUAUUAUUGAUGACGUUUUUUCUAUAUAUUUGUUAAGCUUGGAAUCUGGUAGCCCAGUGUUUUCUCUGCACAAAUGUAGAACCUGGUAAAGUAUGGUGUUAAGAAAUCUUGAGUUUUUGAGGGUAACUAACAGUGCUGGUGUCUUCCUUCCUCUUCAACAAGUCUUGAAAGUGGUUGCUUAUCACUGAUUCUGCAUAGUAUACUCAGUGAAGAUUUAGAAGGCCACUGAACCUGUAAGAAGUUUUAAGAGGCAUGGUUUAGUCCCUUAUAAUAUGAUAAAAUUCUAAAAUAAAAUUCUAAAAAGAAGGAUUUUUAAAAUCUGAAAUUUCAAUGCAGAAUUAGCAGGCUAGAAUUAAGGUUUGAACUGAAGAAUUUGAGAUGACCUAAAUUUCAAUAUCCUGUGGCAGGUAAUGCCCUUUAUGUUCACAAAACCAGUUCACUGAGAAAGAGACCAUGCAGACUGCAGCCAUGGUGGGAGUGAGGUGGGGCAGGGAAGGGGAAUGGGGAUAGCUGAUUUGAGGAUAGUAGACUGAAGUCCCUUUCUGACUCAAAAGGGUCAAGUGCUUAUAAAAACUGACUACCUCAGUUUUCAGUUCAGACUUAGGUUCAUUCUGAUAGUAUUAAGGUCCCAAUGUCAAAAUUAACAAGUGAAUUUGUCUCUCAGGUUUUCAAGAACAGAAUUUACAGGAAGGAAGCAAAAGCCAUGUCGCUAGACUUGAGCUGAUAGCUUUAAAAAAACUGGAAAGCAAUUAGGUAGUCUUAGUGUAGAUCCCUCUGUAUUCUCCUGAAAAACAUCCUUUUCCCUUACUUAUUUCUUAAGGAUACUUAUUUUUGUUAGGAUCAACUAGGCAUUCUAAAAAUGUUAUAAAUUAUGCUUAAGAUUAGUUUCAGCCUAAUAUGUUGGUUUAGAGUUUAUCAAUAUUUGAAAGUGAAACAUUAAUGAAGUUUAAAUAGUUUUAGGAAGAUACAUAAAUAAGUAUACCAGAGUAUUCCAUACAAUUUUAUCAAUAUUCUCUUCAAUAUUAGGAGACUCACUGAUUGAGACCAUCUGAAAAUGACUAGAUGCUUUCUCAGAAUCUUUCCAGCUCUAAUAUUCUGUGACUAAUAUUCAUGAAUAUUCAAAAUAUUCUAAUAUUCUGCAUGACUAAUUCAUGCAGAAUUGCUAGGUCACUGCUGGCUCUGACCCGCCUCCUGGAGUAUGCCAGCUUACACACCAUGCUCAUCGCAGUGUCCUGUGCUCAGUGCCUUAGCGCUGUCCUUGUCCUUGGACACUGAAUGGAGAGAGAAGAGCCCGUUUCUGAGGGCAUUUGAGUAGUCCUGGCAGGAGGAGGUGAACUUAAGUCACAGCCCCACAGACCUGUUUCACAGUUGGCACCAGUCAUCCGUGCCAUGUCCCUGCAGCCCAAGAGGACUAGCAUAUUUUAAUAAAGUCUGUGCUACUCAUUCUGAAGAAAUAACUUACCUGAAAGGAUGACCCUUUUUUUUUUUUUGAUACAUUUAGUCAGGGUUGGGGAGGGAGUGGUGAAUUAUUUUCUUUUUGUUUACAUUUUUAGUAAAUAAAAUAGAUUUAAGAACUAAUCUUUA
This is a messenger RNA of Mesoplodon densirostris (Blainville's beaked whale), 5635 nucleotides long. It is a transcript of the gene LMLN, whose product is annotated as leishmanolysin like peptidase. Gene Ontology annotation, molecular function: metalloendopeptidase activity. Gene Ontology annotation, cellular component: cytoplasm; membrane. The transcript is spliced from 17 exons. The coding region runs from base 1 to 2085 and encodes 694 amino acids. The record is from RefSeq and is a predicted model, not a curated record. NCBI's taxonomy places the organism in Eukaryota, Metazoa, Chordata, Mammalia, Artiodactyla, Ziphiidae. Gene Ontology annotation, biological process: proteolysis; cell adhesion.